UACACCGUUGGAUGGGUUUGUGCGCUACCAAGGGAACAGAGCGCAGCAUCCUUCAUGUUGGAUGAUAUCCACGAUCCUAGGGAGCUUACCAAUCCAGUUCACGACCAUAAUGCAUACAUUCGUGGCAGUAUUGGCGGUCAUAAUAUUGUCAUUGCCUGUUUACCAAUGGGUUUGACGGGCAACAGUAGCUCGGCGUCAGUGGCAACCCGAAUGAUAGCAACAUUUGAGAAUAUAAAAUUUGGCCUGAUGGUAGGUAUUGGAGGAGGCAUGCCUCAAAAAGAUGUUCGACUUGGAGAUGUGGUAGUCAGCAGCCCUAAAGGCAAGUCCUCUGGAGUCGUCCAAUGGGAUUUCGGCAAGGCAGAAUCAGGGGGCACGUUCCGGCGAACAGGUUCCCUAGACAAGCCUCCAAAGGGAUUAUUAACGGCCUUGGGAAAUGUGCGAUCAGACUCCAUCAAAUGUUAUGAUGAGCUCCAUGCUUAUUUGAGACAUCUCGAAGCGCGAAGCGAUGUUCCAAAAAGCUUCGUUAACCGUGACACGCUUACAGAUGUACUAUAUCAAUCAAGCUAUCCUCACGUUGAAAAGAUUCUCGCUACGGUCGACUGCGCACUAUGCGAUAAAAGCAAGACGGUCGAUAGGGAGCCAAAAACACGAGAUAUUAAGUUCCAUUAUGGCUUAAUUGCCUCAGGUAACCAGGUGGUUAAAGAUGCUCUGGUACGAAACGAAAUUUAUGACGAUCUCUCCAAAGAUUUAGACACAGAAGUUCUUUGUGUCGAGAUGGAAGCGGCAGGGUUAAUGAAUGAUUUCCCGUGUCUUGUCAUCAGAGGUAUCUGCGAUUAUGCAGACUCGCAUAAAAAUGAUGCUUGGCAAGACUAUGCUGCAUGUGUGGCGGCAGCAUUUGCAAAAGUACUUCUAAAUAAAUUGCCUGCAACCGACGUCGACCAA
Messenger RNA from Trichoderma virens Gv29-8, 942 nucleotides. RefSeq lists its product as uncharacterized. Lineage: Eukaryota; Fungi; Ascomycota; Sordariomycetes; Hypocreales; Hypocreaceae. Gene Ontology annotation, biological process: nucleoside metabolic process. The transcript is spliced from 2 exons. Gene Ontology annotation, molecular function: catalytic activity. The annotation marks the transcript as partial. The record is from RefSeq and is a predicted model, not a curated record.